CUUUUUUUCUUUCUUUCUUUCUAUUUCUUUUUCAUUCUUUUUUUUUUAUCUUCCUUGAAUAUUAUAAUAUCCUUUUAUUGUUUUUACCCAUCUCUCUCCUUCUUUUAAAAUGGCACUGGCGCAUCGUGGCCAACGAGGAGCUCCUACCACGAUUUUUACAACCACCAAACUCUCUCCUCGACAAGUGGCCACCAAAGCACUGACGUUAGGAUGCAAAAAACUCGAUCGUGAUGAUAAACGAAGUCGACCACAAUACAAUGUACGUGAACGUCUCUUAUUAUGCAACACCAUUGCCCAUGCUGAAGAAGUAUUAAACAAACGAACAAGACGGACAAAUCGACGGGUCAUGGCUGCGGAGGAUGACGAAGAAGAUCACCAAUUCGAUACAACAGGUACUUCUAGUCAACAUAUGGAACACUUUAAACAUCAUCAACAGCACCAACAGCAACAACAACAACAUCAUGAAGAACAUUCUCCAUUAAGAUCAUCCUCAUUAAGUGACGACGAAGAAGAAGAAGAAGAAGAUCAGCUGCCACAACAACUGAUAGUCUCUAAUAGUAAUGAUAGUGACGGAUAUCUGAAUUCAAACUUAUUGACUGAACGAGAUUGUCGAAGGUUAGUCAAACAUCCUAUGGGUGCUCCUAUUGUGGCCUUAUGAAACCUUUUUUUUUUUUUGUUACCCCUGUCUUUUAUUAUCCCCCCAUUCUUAUACAUAGUAUUAUCAUCUACAUCUUAUUUGUUAUUCAUUUUAUUCUUUCAUUAUUAUCAUUUUGCAUCUUCAUUGUAUCAUAUUCUUCCUCUCCUUUUUUUUUUUUU
This is a messenger RNA of Halteromyces radiatus, 816 nucleotides long. RefSeq lists its product as uncharacterized. NCBI's taxonomy places the organism in Eukaryota, Fungi, Mucoromycota, Mucoromycetes, Mucorales, Cunninghamellaceae. The record is from RefSeq and is a predicted model, not a curated record. Bases 110 to 658 code for a protein of 182 amino acids. The transcript has a single exon.